This is a messenger RNA of Coprinopsis cinerea okayama7#130, 573 nucleotides long. RefSeq lists its product as hypothetical. The coding region runs from base 1 to 573 and encodes 190 amino acids. The record is from RefSeq and is a predicted model, not a curated record. The transcript is spliced from 4 exons. NCBI's taxonomy places the organism in Eukaryota, Fungi, Basidiomycota, Agaricomycetes, Agaricales, Psathyrellaceae.
AUGAACUCUCUCAAGACCGUGCCUGUGACGUUGGAGGACCGCACGGGGGCGAUUACCAACACGGAUUUCGACGACAUGUACGACCGCGUUUUCUUACACGUAGCGCGGGUCCCUGGGCACAGCACCACCAAAAUCUUCGAAAUGCAAGUACGGGCUUCUCGACACCGUAAUGCGCAGGCAGUACAACGUGCCACGCCGACUGUGUCCCUCGAUUUCAUGCCCGACGAGUCCCUGGGCACAAUCACCUUUUCAAAAUACCGCAUGUCAGUGCCUAUGUCGCAGUACCUCCGGAAACUGUCUUUCUUUGGACCAUCACUGUGCCGCAAGUUUGUUGCCUCGGACGGGAGGGAGUAUAAAUGGAGCUAUAGAGCUUUGGAUGACCAUGAAUGGACUUGCUCUACUGCUGACUCGAGCAAUUACCUUGUUGCGCAUUAUGACUUGAGGGCACCCAAUACGCCUAUCUACGAUACAUCGGGCAACAAGUUGAUUAUUUAUCCGCACUUUGCGCACUUGACUUCCGAGCUUGUCGCUAGUCUGCUUAUCAUGCGACAUAUUGCGCAGUUCAAUCUCUAA